AACGACGCAGCGAAGUGGAGGAGAUCAGCAGAUCAGCGCAGAUCAGCAAGCAAGUGGCAAGCGAACACACAUACACAGAUAGAUACACCGCACCACACUCCACCACGCGACGCAGGCAGGGAAGCAAAGCAAAGCAAGAUGGGACAGGGCAGCAGCCACCAGCACAAGGAGGGGGCGUCUCGUGGCGAGACGUCAGAAGAGGCGAAAUCACAGCACCUGAAGUGGCUCAAGACGCGGUUCGAGGAGCUGCGUGAUGUCUCAGCGGGCCUCUCCGCCGAAACCUUUGACAAGCUGUUGGCGUUCCCGGGUGCCGACUCGAUUGGCUACCGUUGGAUUGCCAAGCACCCCGAUUUGAAGGAUGUGCCAGCACUCACCUUUGACAACUUUGUCACCAUUGUCUCCGACUCAACGCAUCAAACGUCGGCAGAGUUUAUGUUCAUGCUCUUCAGCAAGGACGACAGCGUCUUGAGCCGCGAAGGUCCCAGCAUCACGGUGGUGCGCGCGGCCGACGGGAGUGUGUUUGCGGUUGCUGUGGACGACGAGUGGCGGGAGCGCGCGUGUGUGUGGGGCGGCGACGCCUGCCGCCUCAUGCGCGCUGCUCCAAGCGUCGCCAUGAGCGCAGACACGAUCAAGGUGUACGAUGAUCUGCGCACGCGCCACAAGGAGCACGGGUUUGGGUUUGGCCGCAACCCGUCCCAGCAGGACACUGCCCUGCUGUGGCUCGACUCGAGCUUUUCGUCGGCCACCACGACGUUCUGCGAGGGCGCAGCCGACACGCACCAGACCCUCAACAUUGACCGCAUCGAGGUGUGGGGCUGCGGUGGCGAUGAUGCGCUGAGUCAGCAGGACCGCCAGCGCAAACGCGACCAGCUCGCAGCAGAACAGCGGCAGCGGGCGAAGCGGCCGGGGGCAGAGGACUGGAGCGACUCUGUUGACCGGCAGCUGUUGAGCAUGGCCGGGGUGCUGACACUUGAUGAGCAGGCCCGCGAGGAUGUGGGGCACAUGCGCGCAGAGCACAAGGACAAGCAUCACUCCUCCUCAUCCGCAAACUAACGAAACGAAACACAGCCACCAUGAAUCCCCAGCACAACAAAACGCGAGCAGCACGAACAUUGCCACAUGGGCAAACAACGGCACUUGCACAUGGUCUAUGCUUGGUGUUGUAUUAUGUUCCCGUCGUCGUUCGUGCGUGUGUGUGUGUGUUUGUGUGUUUGUGCGUGUGUCCUUGUUGGUUUGCCCGCUUGGCUGUGCGAUGACUCUGUGCUCCUUGCGGCACCUUCCUUUGAUUCGGUCGCCACACUACACAAGAUGCUUCCAGA
This is a messenger RNA of Salpingoeca rosetta, 1319 nucleotides long. RefSeq lists its product as uncharacterized. The coding region runs from base 139 to 1053 and encodes 304 amino acids. The record is from RefSeq and is a predicted model, not a curated record. The transcript is spliced from 9 exons. NCBI's taxonomy places the organism in Eukaryota, Choanoflagellata, Craspedida, Salpingoecidae.